ACUUCUAUUACCUUAGUUCCAGAACCACAUCAAGAGCUCUUAAAACGAAGAAGACCGUUAAGGUUCCAAAGAUCGUGUUCUGGUCUACUGAAUUCGUUUCCUGGAGUGGAACCCGAGGGUUUGCUUCUAAAGAUCCUAAAGUUGGGGCGCUGCGCUGCUGGGGGUUAGGGCGAGGAUGGCGGCAGAGAACGAGGCUAGCCAGGAGAGUGCCCUAGGCGCCUACUCACCGGUGGACUACAUGAGCAUCACCAGCUUCCCGCGGCUGCCCGAGGACGAGCCAGCGCCUGCGGCCCCACUGAGGGGCCGCAAGGACGAGGACGCCUUCCUGGGAGACCCGGAUACCGACCCGGACUCCUUCCUGAAGUCCGCCCGGCUACAGCGGCUGCCUUCGUCCUCAUCCGAGAUGGGCAGCCAGGACGGGUCACCACUACGGGAGACACGCAAGGACCCAUUCUCAGCUGCAGCGGCCGAGUGCUCCUGCCGCCAGGAUGGGCUCACGGUCAUCGUCACCGCCUGCCUCACUUUUGCCACGGGUGUGACUGUGGCGCUGGUCAUGCAGAUCUACUUCGGGGACCCCCAGAUCUUCCAGCAGGGUGCUGUGGUGACGGAUGCCUCCCGUUGUACAGCGCUGGGCAUGGAGGUGCUCAGUAAACAAGGCUCUUCCGUGGAUGCAGCUGUGGCCGCAGCCUUGUGUUUGGGGAUCGUGGCUCCACACAGUUCUGGCCUGGGCGGUGGGGGUGUGAUGCUGGUUCAUGAUAUCCGACGGAAUGAGAGCCACCUGAUCGAUUUCCGGGAGUCCGCACCAGGGGCCCUCCGGGAAGAGGCCCUGCAGAGGUCCUGGGAUACCAAGCCUGGGCUCUUGGUGGGGGUCCCCGGAAUGGUGAAAGGGCUACAUGAAGCUCAUCAGCUCUAUGGCAGGCUGCCCUGGUCCCAAGUCCUGGCCUUCGCAGCAGCUGUGGCCCAAGAUGGCUUCAACGUGACCCAUGAUCUAGCCCAUGCCUUGGCCCAGCAGCUGCCUCCCAACGCAUCCGAACGUUUCCUGGAGAUUUUCCUGCCAUCGGGCCACCCACCUUUGCCUGGCUCCCUGCUGCGACGGCCUGAUCUAGCCGAAGUACUGGAUAUACUUGGCAUCUCUGGCCCUGCUGCCUUCUACAAUGGCGGCAACCUCACGUUAGAGAUGGUGGUCGAGGCUCAGCAUGCAGGGGGUGUCAUAACUGAAGAGGACUUUAGCAACUAUAGCGCCCUCACGGAGAAGCCUGUGUGUGGAGUGUACCGAGGCCACCUGGUUCUCAGUCCCCCACCCCCACACACAGGCCCUGCCCUCAUCAGUGCUCUCAACAUCCUAGAGGGUUUCAACCUUACCAGCCUGGUGUCCCGUGAGCAGGCGCUUCACUGGGUAGCGGAGACCCUGAAGAUUGCAUUGGCCCUGGCUAGCAGACUGGGAGACCCUGUCUACGAUUCUACCAUCACCGAGAGCAUGGAUGACAUGCUCAGCAAGGUGGAGGCUGCCAACUUCCGGGGCCACAUCAGUGACUCUCAGGCAGCCCCUGCCCCACUCCUGCCUGUCUAUGAGCUGGACGGGGCGCCCACAGCUGCCCAGGUGCUGAUCAUGGGCCCUGAUGACUUCAUUGUGGCUAUGGUCAGCUCCCUGAACCGGCCUUUUGGUAGUGGCCUCAUCACUCCCUCUGGGAUCCUACUCAACAGCCAGAUGCUGGACUUCUCCUGGCCCAACAGGACUGCUAACCACUCUGCACCCAGCCUGGAGAACUCGGUACAGCCAGGGAAGCGGCCCCUCUCUUUCCUGCUGCCCACUGUAGUCCGACCAGCAGAGGGCCUCUGCGGGACCUACCUCGCUCUGGGGGCCAACGGAGCCGCCCGAGGCCUCAGUGGCCUGACCCAGGUUCUCCUGAAUGUCCUGACAUUGAAUCGGAACCUGAGUGACAGCCUGGCCCGAGGACGCCUCCAUCCAGACCUGCAGUCCAACCUCCUGCAGGUGGACAGUGAGUUCACCGAGGAAGAGAUUGAGUUCCUGGAAGCCAGGGGUCACCAUGUGGAGAAGGUAGAUGUCUUAUCCUGGGUCCACGGCAGUCGGAGAACCAACAACUUCAUCAUCGGUGUAAAGGACCCUCGGAGCCCAGAUGCAGCCGGAGCCACCAUCCUGUAGAGCAUUGGGGUGGGCGGGAUCUCUGCUCCCCGCCUUUGCAUGUUCCUAGAGUCCCUCUUUCUCCCAGGGUUGGUCUCAGGGGGACCCCACGGAUGCCUCAGAUCAGGGGCCAGAGGGGAUGCUUAGCAAACCCUAUCCCAGAGUAACUGGAAAAUUCUCUAACUGGAGGCUUUUGGUGGUAAUGGUGACGUCAGUGUUCAUGACCAGGCAGGCAGGACCUUGAGGAGUCAGACUGUCUGUCUGUCUCUUCUCCUCUCACAGCCAUGCUGCCCUUGAGCUUAGGGAUGUGCUUGCAAACCCUUCUCAAGGGUCUCACAACCCCAACACCUUCAGACUGGUCUGACCUAGGCCUUGUCUUCCAGCUCCUGUACCUGGACCCAUUUCUUAAGUGACUAGGAUUUUUUAAAAUAGGCCAUCAUAGGGAGAGGUAAUCGUCCCCUUCCACCAGGUUGAGGCAGGGGCCUUGCAUUUGAAGGUUCCCAGGCAGUCGGGUAGGGGUGGGGGUGGGUAUCAGCUCAGGGGCUUCCAUUUGCAAAAGGGAAUUAAAGAAAGAAUAUUGCUUAACCAUGACUCUGGCUUGAUCUCUGUCUAACUGAUGUGGUGAUUGCUUUCUCAAUGCUUUGAUAGAACACCUGACAAGAUGCAACUUAAGGCAGAAAGGAUUUCAUUUGGCUCGCAGUUCGAGGGAAUCUCGUCCCUCAGGCAGGGGCAGCAUGACAACAGGACAGCUCUGAGCUAUGGCAGGGAAGCUUGCUUACACCUGGGCAGAUCAGAAAGUAGAGACAACACUGGAAUGACAGGGUCAGUAAUUAAACCUCAAGCCUUAUUCUCCAGAGAUCCUUUUCCUCCAGCUAGAUCCUACCCCGCCUCCCCAAGGGUUCUAUAACCUCCAAAAAUGUCAAGGCAUGCCCAGCUAGGGACCAAGUGCUCAAACAUGUGGGGUUGGAAGUGGAAGUGAGAGAGGAAACCUUGGCUCACCCUGUCUCAGAGGCCUGUGACACCA
Molecule: messenger RNA, 3167 nt
Organism: Alexandromys fortis (reed vole)
Lineage: Eukaryota; Metazoa; Chordata; Mammalia; Rodentia; Cricetidae
Gene: Ggt7
Product: gamma-glutamyltransferase 7
Exons: 16
Coding region: 176-2164 (662 amino acids)
Biological process (GO): glutathione catabolic process
Cellular component (GO): plasma membrane
Molecular function (GO): glutathione gamma-glutamate hydrolase
Source: RefSeq, a predicted model, not a curated record